UCAAGCCAUAAUCAUGGCAUUCUCAAACCAAACAAAAUUCAUAUAUUUGAUUUUAGCAAUUUUUGUGUUUCAAGUUAGAUCAAGAACAUUGAUCAUCGAAGAUGCCGCCAUUGUUGAGAAGCAUGAAGAAUGGAUGAUUCAUCAUGGACGUAUCUAUCAUAAUAGCGAAACAAAAGAGAAGCGGUUUCAAAUAUUCCAAAUCAAUCGGAGAAAUAUUCAUAAUUUCAAUAAAGCAUCAAAUAAAACUUAUGAGUUAGAUCUCAAUCAUUUUGCAGACUUAACUAAUAAAGAAUUUCUCACUACUUAUACCGGCUAUAGAGCACAAGAAGUAGCCCAAACAAUAAAUAAAUCAACCAAAGCACCAACAGAUUAUCAUAUCACUGAUGUUCCCGAGAGUAUUGACUGGAGGCAGAGAGGUGUUGUUACCGGUGUUAAAUUCCAAGGCGAAUGUGGAUCUUGUUGGGCAUUUUCAGCUGUGGCAGCCGUAGAAGCUCUUAUAGGUAACGGUGUCUCACUAUCAAUACAACAACUGCUAGAUUGCACAUAUGAAAGUAACGGUUGCAGAGGCGGUACUAUGAAUUCUGCUUUUAGGUAUAUGGCGCAAAAUCAAGGAAUAACUUUAGAAUCAUUUUAUCCUUAUCAAUUAAUGCAAACAACUUGUAUGAUAAGUAAUGGUGUAAUUAAAAUCGGUGGUUACGAGGAUGUACCACCUAAUGAUGAGGAAAAAUUGAAAGGUUUUGUGUCAAUGCGACCUGUGUCGGUAGCCGUUGAUGCAAGCUCAGAUUAUUUUAGAUUUUACAGUAAUGGAAUAUUUCCAGCUCAAGAUUGUGGAAAUUCGUUGAAUCACGGUGUUCUUUUAGUUGGAUAUGGAACAAGUGUAGAUGGAAUAAAAUAUUGGUUAAUUAAGAAUUCAUGGGGGACUCAAUGGGGAGAAGAUGGAUACAUGAGAUUGGAAAGAGAUGCCAGCGUCUACGGUGGUGCUUGCGGUGUUGCAAUGGAUCCUUCAUUUCCUUUUCUUUAAUGGUAAAUUAAACUCAGAGUAUUAUUGGACAUUAGACUAAAAUAUGUUUUCAAUUUUUUUUUAUAUUACAGAAACUUA
Molecule: messenger RNA, 1099 nt
Organism: Mercurialis annua (annual mercury)
Lineage: Eukaryota; Viridiplantae; Streptophyta; Magnoliopsida; Malpighiales; Euphorbiaceae
Product: ervatamin-B-like
Exons: 2
Coding region: 14-1021 (335 amino acids)
Cellular component (GO): lysosome
Molecular function (GO): cysteine-type endopeptidase activity
Source: RefSeq, a predicted model, not a curated record